Molecule: messenger RNA, 2303 nt
Organism: Lutra lutra (Eurasian river otter)
Lineage: Eukaryota; Metazoa; Chordata; Mammalia; Carnivora; Mustelidae
Gene: GCSAM
Product: germinal center associated signaling and motility
Exons: 7
Coding region: 228-683 (151 amino acids)
Biological process (GO): negative regulation of lymphocyte migration; regulation of B cell receptor signaling pathway
Source: RefSeq, a predicted model, not a curated record
AUUGCUCCCCUUUAGGGGCUCUGACAUUUUAGGAAGUUGUGCACGCAUGAGUGCUUGCGUGCACCUCUGACUCUCCUCCCCCUGGGGUCCUCCUCCUGCUGCAGGGAGGUACUCUUCUUCUUUAGGCUCUCGGCACCAGUGGCCAGAGCAACACGCGGUAAGUCAAGAGCUGACCCCAUUAGAGCACCAGGCUGGCGGAGGGGAAGUCACCCAGGAGAACAGAGAGAAUGGGGAACGCUCCACCAAGGGAAAACAGGUGGCAGCAGAACACUCAAGAAAUACCCUGGGCUCCAAAAAAUCAAAGCUUCAGCGAGAGGACACCCAGAUGCUGGGACAGCUGCGUUGCCCAAGGGUGUUUCUGCCUUCCAUGGAAAAAAGGACGCAUUUGUAAAGCAAAGCCAGAUUCCUCAGAGGAGAAUAAAAGAAUGUCAUCUGCUCCCAUGCAGCAGGACAGUGCUGACCAGAGCUCCUCGGAGGAUCUCUGCUACACCCUCAUUAGUCACAGCGUCCUUGGGAGAAGGCCAUCAGGGAUCUCUGCCGAGAGGUGCUAUGAGAAUGUUUCCCCUAAGACCGAGAAACCCAGGAAUUACUUGAGAGAAACUGAGACUUCAUAUGCACUUCUCCGGGUGCAUUCCUCUCCAAGCAAUUUGUCUUCCCCAGAAGAUGAAUAUGAACUUACCUAGUAGAAUCUCCUUCCAUGCCCUGCAACAGCCACAUCUACCUCUGCUACCUUCGAAGGCUCAGGUUUCCUAUUUAUAAUGAAAUAGUUGGACCAGCACUUGUCUAAUAGCAGUAAAUAAAAACCGGGGGUGCAGGGCUCUGGUUGAGGCAGAUGUAGGGUCUAGAGUCUUUUAGGCUUACCCCCAUUCCACACACACAACAGCCUUUGCUACAGGGGUCUCUGCAGAAUCUGAUUUGCCAACCACAGGACCUCUUAGAUGCAGCUCAAUAUUCAUCAUCCAAAGACCAACCAUCUAUCCUGAACACCACUCUUUGAGAACAGAGUGGCCAUCUUUGAUUCCAAAUGGCUUUGGAAAUGGGUUUUUUUGCUCAGUGGUGGAUGGGGGGAGGGGCGGUGGGGGGAUUGGGGGGUUCUUGGUGCUCUACAACUAUGAGCAUCACAAAGGCAGACCCUUCUCCAUAAAAUGUCCACAUGAUUGUCUCCUAGAAUCACAAGGAAGCUUUAUCUAUUAUACUAAGUGUGCCAAGAGGGGGAUCCACUGGUUCUACCAUGUUUGAAGGCCCAACCCCUCACUCUGAGCCUUCCAGGUGGGCACCUGUGUGUUCCUCUCACCCUGUGCCACUUUGCCAUGUCCUUUGCAUCAUGUUCUUUGACUUGUUGACCCUUGUGGCUUUGUUGGUUAUGUGAGUGGAAUCAGUAAGUUCUACAUCAGGUUUUUAUAUAAUUUUUAAUAUAAUUUUAAUCUAUAUUUUUUAACUUUGUAUUUUUCUCUAGAAAUCUUAACAAGAAAAUCAUAGCAUUAGAGAAUGGUAGAGUAGAAAGACCUGUGGAGACACUCUAAUCCCACUAUCCUUUUUGCUCAGAGAGAAGCAGCACAAUGUACAUUGCAAGUUAGUGACAGAACGUUAUUCGAAGCCUGAUUUCCUGGCUUCCAAUUCAGCACUCUUCCAACAUACUACAUAGAAGAGGCUCUAUUCAACUGUAUGGUGUAUGUCUGGUUGAACUAACAUGUCAUGUAUAAAAUUUGGGGGAAAAAAUGUCCACAUGGGGAAAGUAACACCCCCACACCUCCACACCAUACCCCUUCUCAAAUGAGCCUUUCUCCAUAUGUUCUGAUUAUUUUUCCUAAUUUUUUCUUCAUUGUUCCUAGAAUUCCAUCUAUCCCCUAAAACAGGGGUCAGCAAACUGUGACCCACAGGCUAAAUCUGACCUACUGUCUUUCUUUGUAUAAAUAAAAUGUUAUUGGAACACAGCCAGUCUUAUUCACUUACACUGCAUACAUGUUCAUACUGACGAUGGCUGCUCAGCCACAGAAGAGUUAAGUAGUUGUGACACGCACUGGAGGUCCUGCAAAGCCAAAAAUAUAUAUAUAUUUUUUGCCUUCUUCAGAAAAAAAAAAAAAAAUUAGGCCCCCAGGCCUAAACGAUGAUACUUGGAGUAACGGUAACAGAAAUGUGUUUGAGUAUUGCAACUCUUAAGAGCUGGUACCAAUAAACCGGCAUGAAAAUAUUAAACCACAAAUGAUAUGAACGAGACCAAGAAUAAUUAGCAAAUUAGACUAUUUCUAUCCUAUAUUUACACCUGUGUUCUCCACUUCCUGUUUUAUUUAACCCAUGGCGAU